UGACAUACCUCAAAGUCUAACGUACAUUAAAAUCUCUUCCUCUUUGAUAUUCUUGUUUCACUCGUACAACAGGCAUGAUGCUAUGGUCACAAUAAAUUUAUUUGUUUAAAUAAAACAUAUCAAAAAUUUUGAAAAUUACAUCAAACAGAAAAAUAAUUUCAAAGAUUCUUGCUUCACUUGCUAAUGCAUGGAAAGUGAAGAAGAGAAUGACACCUCACACUUGCUUCACUUGCUAAACCAUCGAUGUCACUCGUAAAUCGCAUAUGAAACACCUCAUCACCAACCCAACAAACUUCACACUGUCAUCCUCAACCAUGAUGUCAUCAAUCAUCAUCAUCACCAGGUGUUUGACUAAUUGCCUGAGUGAAAAUGGGGAAGAAACGCGUUAUGUUGCCUGCCACAGAAGUUGAUUUGACUAAAGUCAAGUACAAUCCUGGAGAAAUCCAAGCUCCUGAUGUGACUGGGCUAUGGCUAUGGAUUUUUGUCAAGUUACUUGAAACGCCAUUGAUAGGUCCUGUGAUCCUUUCUUACUUGAAGAAACAAAACAAAAUAACAGAGAUGUUAAAGGAGACUGUGAUACCAGAAUCACCAAUGUUUACACCUGAAUUUCCUCCUCAAGAACCAGAACCAGGAGUUGUUUAUAUCGAAGAAGACAAAAGCUCUCAACACCGAGUUGACUCAGCCAUUAGAUGUCUUCCUCACUAUGAUCCUUCUUCUGAUUUAAAUUUAACCCCAUCAUUUCACUACUGGAAGAUUCGUGAUUAUGCAUAUUCAUACAGAUCAAACAUCACAACCCCAUCAAUCAUUGCAGAACAUGUGAUCUCUGCAAUACAAGAAUUCAGCAACAAAAAACCCCCAAUACCUCUAUUGAUUUCUUUUGAUGCCAUGGAUGUAAGAAAACAAGCUGCAGCUUCUACUCAAAGGUUUUAUACAGGAACACCAUUGUCAGUAUUGGAUGGGAUCUUCAUGGCAAUCAAGGAUGAUAUAGAUUGCUAUCCUCAUCCAUCUAAAGGUGGGACAACAUGGUUUCAUGAAGUACACAGUGUUGAAAAAGAUGCAAUUUGUGUAUCAAGGUUACGUAAUUGUGGAGUUAUUUUUGUUGGGAAGGCGAAUAUGCAUGAAUUUGGACAAGGGACUACAGGAAAUAACUCAAACUAUGGAAUUACUCGAAAUCCACAUGAUUUGGAAAGAUAUACGGGCGGAUCUUCAUCGGGGCCCGCAGCUAUUGUAGCUUGUGGGAUAUGUUCGGCUGCAUUAGGCACAGAUGGAGGAGGUUCGAUUCGUAUUCCAUCUUCCCUUUGUGGUGUUGUGGGAUUAAAAACAACAUAUGGUCGUAUCGACAUCAAUGGAGCAUUAUGCCAUGGAACGACUAUGGGAAAUGUAGGACCAAUUGCAUCAAGUGUUGAAGAUAUCAUGCUCGUUUAUGCAGCAAUCUUAGGUGCCUCUCCUAUUGAUAAAACGAGCCUUUUACCUUCUCCCCCGUGUUUGCCUGAUUUAUCAUCACUUGAGAAUUCUAGUAUUUUGUCAUCAAUAAGGAUAGGAAAGUACACCGAGUGGUUUAAUGAUGUCCUCUCACCCGACAUCUCAACAAAAUGUGAGGAUGCACUUAAUACGUUAUCACAAACUCAUGGAUGCAAAGUAGUAGAGGUUGUGAUACCCGAGCUUCACCAGACACGAACAUCUCAUCUUGUUUCGUUUGGUUCCGAAUCAUUAGCCUCACUAACACCUCACUGUCAAAACGGGAAUGAAAAGAAAUUCACAUUGGACACACGGACAAAUUUCGCCCUUUUUCGGUCAUUUACAGCUUCAGAAUAUGUUGCUGCUCAACGUUUGAGACGAAGACUCAUGUAUUAUCAUAUGGAGAUUUUCAAGAUGGUUGAUGUCAUAGUUACUCCAACAACAGGCACAACUGCUCCUGUAAUUCGCCCAAAAUCAAUCAAGUUUGGGGAAACAAACAUGAAGGUUACCGGUAAUUUGAUGCGGUUUGUCAUAUCAGGGAAUCUUCUUGGACUCCCAGCCAUUUCUGUACCCGUGGGUUAUGAUAAGCAAGGGCUUCCAAUUGGAAUACAAAUCAUGGGUCGCCCGUGGGGCGAAGCUACAAUUUUGCGAUUGGCUGCUGCAUUAGAGGGACUACGUGUUGAAACUAAGAAGCCAGUAUCAUAUUUCAAUGUUCUAAACAAGCACUGA
Molecule: messenger RNA, 2187 nt
Organism: Lactuca saligna
Lineage: Eukaryota; Viridiplantae; Streptophyta; Magnoliopsida; Asterales; Asteraceae
Source: the annotation of a GenBank genome assembly